GCGGGGUGACGUCACAGAGGGGCGGAGUCAGUGCGUUCAAAACACAGACUGCCCUCAAUCCUCCCUGAUUUUCUGCUUCCUGCCUUGUUUUGCGCUUAUUUUUUCUCCCACUGACCCAGUUUUUUUCCGAACAAUUGGCGCUUUUUUAACUGUUAUUUGCAGUUUCUAUAUAAUGCAGCUGCUUUCCUUUAUAUUCCUUUCGAAACGCGUUUUGCUCCGAGAUUGUCCCCCCGCCCCCCCAAACAGCAUCCUACUGUUGUCUGUUUGCUGGCUGCUUUCGGUGAACAUGGACUAAUUUAAAAGCCGUAUAAAUGCACCUGCUGUCGAGGAGAUACUCCGCUUUUAAAGUCGAAGAGGUGUGUGUGCCCUGGGUGAAGCCUGGCCUGUGCUGUGGAGGCGAUGAAGAAUCCAGGAGCAGCAGAGAGCCACCGGCUGGUCGGCCUGCUGGAUGCCGCCCUGGUCAGGGAGGCUCGCCUCUGGAAGGUGCCCGUCUUCAAGAACGGAUGCAUCCAGGGCGCUGACAUCUCUUCCUCCCAACACCAAGAAAUGAUCCUUUGGCUCGGAGACAUGAGCCGGCUGUUCCAGUUCUGUCCAGAGACCUUUGCCCUGGGAGUGUGUGUCCUCAACCGACUGCUGUCCACCGUCAAGGCUCAACCAAAAUACCUGAAAUGCAUCGCGUUUACCUCACUGGUCCUGGCUGCCAAAAUCAAUGAGGAGGAUGAGGUAAUAGGUUCUGUCAGAGACCUGGUUGUGCAGAGCGGAUGCAACUUUUCGACAGCGGAGAUUCUUCGCAUGGAGAGGAUCAUUCUAGACAAGCUGCACUGGGACUUGUACACCGCAACACCGGUCGACUUCAUUCACAUAGUAAGUUAGAACUCAGCGGACAGACAAGAACUUUUUUUUUGUUUUUUAAACUGGACCUGAACUAUCAGAGCGCUUCAUCGUGAGCUUAAAUAAAUCCAGGUCCUGGUCUUGCAUAAAAACACAAGCAGUACAAAAAGCACACAUCAAACCAUCAUGCUUGCAUCGUGUUUGCGACAAGAUGGCGUCUACAAAGCCUCCCACCUCCCUCCUGCUGCCCCCGCAAGAAAGAAUUGGUCCUACUAGAGAUUGUGCAUUCAUUCCAUUUGGCUCAAUGUGCCCAUUAUCAGCAUUAAUACAAACUCCAGUCAGUUCUGGUUGAAGUGAGUCCCUCCCACAAUCACUGAACCAAAUAACAAAAUAAAAGCCUGCCUCUAA
Molecule: messenger RNA, 1239 nt
Organism: Acanthochromis polyacanthus (spiny chromis)
Lineage: Eukaryota; Metazoa; Chordata; Actinopteri; Pomacentridae
Product: cyclin-I-like
Exons: 5
Coding region: 400-873 (157 amino acids)
Biological process (GO): mitotic cell cycle phase transition; regulation of cyclin-dependent protein serine/threonine kinase activity
Cellular component (GO): nucleus; cytoplasm; cyclin-dependent protein kinase holoenzyme complex
Molecular function (GO): cyclin-dependent protein serine/threonine kinase regulator activity
Source: RefSeq, a predicted model, not a curated record